Pocillopora verrucosa is the source of this 14149-nucleotide messenger RNA. RefSeq lists its product as uncharacterized. Gene Ontology annotation, biological process: microtubule-based movement. Lineage: Eukaryota; Metazoa; Cnidaria; Anthozoa; Scleractinia; Pocilloporidae. The record is from RefSeq and is a predicted model, not a curated record. Gene Ontology annotation, molecular function: ATP hydrolysis activity; microtubule binding; microtubule motor activity. Gene Ontology annotation, cellular component: microtubule; kinesin complex.
AAGAAUUCGGAUAAGACGGCGAAGGAAGAAGUGGUACGUACGACGAAGAAAGCGAUGGAGGCGUGUAAGGCGUAGAGUUCGUUGCAGCAUCCGCGUUCGAGGAAGGCGAGUGAGGGUGAGGCUGAUUGGUAGAAGACGCGUAAGAAUCACCAAGAAUGGUAGAACGAGGAGGAUUCGCUUCAGACGGCGAAGACGGGGCAGAAGAGGACGAAGAGGACGAAGAGGAAGACGCUCCAGGAGAAUCCUUUUCAGGAAACGAAAGCGCAGGAUAAGACGCGGUCCAUAUUUUAUACGGUUUAGACGUGGGCGCCGUAAAUACCGACUCAGCCGAGUAACAUCAAGAGUGAAGCUGUACUUCCGAAGGCGAUGGUAUCGCCCCUUUCACCGCGGACGUCAGUGGUUUUUACGCCUUGGAAAGAAAAAUUGCAGAGUUAUCCGGCGAGGCAGGAGAUGGAUAGUACACUACAGGAGACGCUGGAUUUCUAUACAGAGAUUUAUGAUACGCUUUCAGCGUAGGUACAGAAUGGUAACACGGCGCAGGGGAAGAUUUUACAUCACCUUCAAACGACGUAAAGUGCGUUUUGGCUUCAGGCGUUCUCUAUUCUUUGUUUUCCACGGAAAGCGCACCAUCGUACGGCCAAAGAGACUUGGAGGGCGACUGUUUUACAAGUUCCGAAUAAAUGGAAGGUGGACUAUGCGGAGGAUGCGAAAAAGAUUAAAGCCGCGAGGACGAAUCUACCGAGGAAGGAGAAGACUGAGGAAGCCCAAAGUAUUGUUCAAAAAACGAUACUUUAAGUUAAGACGAGGAAGACGUUCAUAUCGCGUGAGAAUUGGAGGACGCAUUCAAAAGAUACGCAAAAUCAUAAAACGGCUAAGAAUCAAGUUCAUGCGGAAGUGGCGUCCUUUGCGAUAUCGUGGAGGCCGAUGUUAUGUUUUGGUUGGUCGACGAUGGCGUAUUGUCAUUCGUAAAAGGCGACGUUGGUAUAUAUCAUACAAACGACACUUGAGGCCUCUCCGUCGUAAUUUCGGAACAUUUAAAAUCUAUCUUGCGAAACGUUUCAGGCCUUUGAAACGUAUCGGGAAGAAAUACUAUGUGAAGAUUGGUCGAAAAGUCCGGCUAAUGAAUCAUCGUUAUAAGCUGUUUUUUAACUACAAGGGAAGAAGAGUUACGGUGAGGAGGAAAGGUCGGCGUGCACGUGUCCUAUGGCGGGGGAAGUGGAGAAGAUCCAGAAGGAUCCGCUAUAGACGACCCAAAAUACGAGGACGACGUCAGAGGGGGCGAUUGAGAAUUAUUAGACGUUUAAGACGGCGAAGGCGACGGCAAAGGCGAAGGAGACGACGACGAAAUCGACGAAGAAUACGUAGAAGAAAACGAAGGUUACGAAGGCGAAGGAGGCAGCUCAGACGUUCUGCAGUUCUAUUCAAAUACGGAAGGCGCUUCAGGCCUGUGCGCAGGAUUGGAGGAAAAUGGAAAUUCCUUUAUGGACGUCGAUGGCAGAAAAUAAGGUUCCAAAAAAGGUCAGUGAGAGUGGGUGGGAGGAAAACUCCCCUACAGAGGCGGCUGAUGAUUUACUUUGUAAGAAGGUGGCGGUACGUGCUAGUAAGGCGCCGAGGGCUGUUCAUAAGAUACGCGAGAAAGUACAGAAAGAUCAUACUUGGACGAGUUAUAAAACUGAGGUAUAAUAGGAAAUGGAUCAGCUUUAAAGGACGAAGACGAUAUAAGAAACUCAGAAAGAACAGGGCUAGGAAACGAAGACGCAGAAGACGAAGAGCUAGAAGAAGACGAAAACGGCGAAGGCGACGAAGGAGAUACAGGCGAAGAAAACGAAGACGAACACGUAGGCGUAGGCGGAGAAGAAAUAGAAGGCGCAGGAGACUUAUUCUGUUCCGAUAUGGCAGACGUGUGAGGAAAGUGUUCCCAAGGAAGGGAAGACUUUUCUUCCGAAUCGGAAAGGUUUACAUGGGAUUCAGGUACCUCAGAGGUGUCGUGUAUGUAAGGAAGCCGGGAGGCAGAUGGCGUACAAUUCGAAGGUUACGAAAUAGAGUGAGGAUCUGGACAGGACGUCAUUGGACUCGCUUAACGGUUCGUCGCGGAAGACUGUGCAUUCGUAAAGGAAGGAAGUACAGAAAGAUCACAAUAUUGAGAGGAGGUCAAGUCAGAGUGCAUUACAGAAUAGGUUGGAGGAGGAUUGGACGGCUACGAAGACAACGGCGAAAGCUCAUCAAACGAAGAAAACGUCUCAGGCGACGACGAAGGAGAAGACGGAGGCGAAGGAGACGACAACGACGACGACAACGAAGACGUCGCAGAAGGCGACGAAGGCGACGAAGGAGGCGCAGAAAAUUGAGAAAGAGGAGGCUAAGGUGCGUGAUGCGCUAUCAGCUUCGCCGCAGGUGGAGACAAGUCGUUCGGAAAGGCAGACGUUUCUACAUCAAAAUAGGACGAAGAUGGCGGUCAUGGAGACCACGAGGGUCCCGUGUAAAAAUAGGACAAAGGGGACGAUAUCAACCAAUUAAUAACCGGCUCAAGAUAAGGGUCGGUUUAGUAUGGAGGAGAAUAAAGCUAAGACGCCGUAAAUUGACGGUCACGUGGAGAAGAAGACUAAGACCUGUGUCGAUAACGAAGAGGCGACUAAAGGUUUUUACCGGAAAAGGAUGGAAAACAUUAACGAGGCGUAGGAGAUAUCCAAGAAGAAGAAUCCUUCGCAGGAAAAGGAGGCGACAACAACGGCGAAGAAGGCGAAGGAGGAGACGAAGACGAAGGCGACGACAGAGAAAGCUGCGGAGGCGGCGCCGGAGACAGCGAAGAAGAAUAAGAAGAAAACGGAGGAGAAGGCGCACAAGGCGAUCAGGAUGUGUGUUGCGUAUUCGUUAUGGCGGUCGAUUCAGACCAGUGUAUAGUAGAAGAGGUCGGCUGAUGAUGCGUUUAAGGAGGCGAUAUGUGACAGUGAGUUACAGGAACCGACGAUUAUAUAUCCGCCUCAAAAAGAGACGGGUUCUCGUGAGAAGCCGCCGAAUACGAGUAUAUGUGGGGAGAAGAUGGGUAAAGGUGCGGCGACUUGGUGCUAAACUUUAUGGCAAAGGCAAACAACUCCGACUAACGAGAAGGGGAGUAAGAGUUUUCACGCGUAAAGGGUGGAGACGAUUAAGGUACCGAGGAAGGACACGCAUAGUAAGGUACACGAGGAAAUACUUGAGGAGACUUCGAAGGCUCCGAAAGUUGCGACGAAGACAACUCAGAAAGGUACGAAGAAGGAAAAGAAGACGACAACGAAGACGUAAACGAAGGCGGCGUAGAAGACGUCGAAGACGACGUCGUAGAAGGCGGCGAAGACUUCGUAGACGAGGCGGUUAUGGAAGACGAGGAAGAAAGAAGAGGCUGAGAAGGAGACUGAAGAGAAAAAGAAGACGAUUCAGGAGAAGGGCAAGAAGACGACGACGGAGACAAAGACGACGUCGAAGAAGACGAAGACAGCUUUUGAGGCGAAAGCGCCGCUGUGCGCUGCGUUUCCGUUAUAGAAAAAUUUGGAGAAGCAUUUUCAGAUGGAAAAAACGCCUGGUUUUCCGAUUUCAUGGAAAACUCCACUAUCUAAGGUACCAUCGCGGAGUGCUCAGGCUCAGGUUGAAAAGAAGAUGGAUUCUAGUCCGUAAUCUGGGAUAUCGCCUGCGGGUCUAUAUCAGAGGCGUUUGGAGACUGAUUCGUAAGAAGGGUCGCUACUUGUUUGCUAAAUAUGGACGCAGAUAUCGAAGGGUAACACUCUACAGAGGAUUGCCUAAAAUCAAAAUCGGGAAACGUUGGAGGCGCAUCAGAAAAAGAGUGAGUAGGAGGACAAAAAGGAGGCGACGGAUCAGGAGAAGAAGAAGAAGGCGACGAAGAAGGCAAAGAAAGCGAAAACGAAGAUACAGGAGAAAGCUAAGACGGCGAAGAAGACGAAGACGUCGACGGCUUCGAAGAUGCGUCAUACGAGUCCGCCGUGGACGACACUGGCUUCCUAUCAUUAGGAAGAGAGGUGUUUUGAAGAUACGAAUCGACAGGGUUUUUAGGCGCAUCAGAUUCACGAGGGGUGUAACCUACAUCAAGUUCGGAAGGCGUUGGAUAAAGAGAAAUUACCGAGUUAACAUCCGAAUGGGAAGAAAAUGGGUACGCAUGGUCCGGUUCGGUCGAAAAUUUGGCAUCCGUUUCAGAAAUAGGAUGAGGGUCUUGAACUUCUAUCGCGGCCGACUAAGGCUCCGUAUGAGAAGACGCUGGCGACUCAUUAAAAGAAGACGAAGAGGAGGAAAACGAGCGAGAAGGAGAAGACGAAAAAGAAAUCGAAGACGAAGGAGAAGAAGAUCUAGAAGAAGACGACGCAGAAGGAGAGGGAGAAGAAGGAGACGAAGAAGACGAAAGAUAAGAAGGCGAAAGAGGAGACGAAGACGAAGAAGGCAAAUAAGAAGGCGACGCCGGUGUGUUCUGCGCUUCAGGUUCCGAGGACUUUGGAGGAGGCUUUAUCCUAGAGAAAGAUCGUUCGUUUUCCGUAUGAAGAGAGAAUAUGGACGUGUUAGGUUAUAUAGAACAAGGUUAAUAGUUUACUACAGGCGAAGAAGACGUGUUCUUACAAGAACAAGAGUCCAAGUUCGAAUCUCCAGAGUCUGGCGUACGUUACGAAAGUAUCGCAAAGGCUUCGCCUUCCGUUACAGAAGAAGAAUGAGGCCUUUAAGAAUCAUACGAGGAUCGGUAGUAUACCGAUAUGGGAGGCGUUGGCGGAAACUUAAAAGAAGAUGGAUGUCCUCCAGGCGAAGGAGAAAGAGGAUUAAACGUAGAAUUAUCAGGAAGCGGCGACGACUUUUGAGACGUCUGCGAAGGCGAAAGAGGAUACGAUACCGACGUAGAAGGAAAGUGCUAAGGCGACGAAGAAAAAGGAGAAGACGAAGGAGACGAAGAAGACGCAGAAGGCGACGAAUUCGACGGAGGAAGAGGAGAAGAAGAAGCCGACGAGUACGAAAAGGAGUCCGUCGUCGUUUCAGAAGGGUGAGAGGAAGAAGGAGAAAAACAAAAAGACUUCGAAGAAGGAGAAGGCGAACUAGAAGGAGACAAAGACGACGAAGGAGAAGGCGAAGGCAGCGAAGAAGGAGAAGGCUUAGGAGGAGACGAAGAAAGCGAAGGAGACGUCGCCGACGACGACGCCGCCGUUGUGUAAUGCGUUUCAAGUACAGAAAUAGAAUGAGGAAGGUAUAUCGUAUUGGGAACAGACUGGUAAUUCGCAGAGGGAGAAAGCUCAUAAGAAUCAGUUACCACAGGGGAAGACUUACUAUUUAUGGAAAAAGACGACUAACUCUGCGGCGUCCCACUGCAAUAGUGCGAGUGAAUGGCAGAUGGCGUAGAUUAGUUACAUAUCGUGGUAGGUGGAUGAUUACCUACAAACGAAGACGGCGUAUAUUUAAGACACGACAUGCACGGUUCUUUAUCAAGUUCAAUAGAACCUACAGGAAAAUUAGCACUUACAGUCUACGACACAGGCGCAGAAGAUUGAGGCGAAUACUGAGAAGAAGAAGACGAAGGGUCCGGAGACGAAGAAGGAGAAAAAGGCGCCGGCGAAGAAGGAGAAGGAGGAGGCGCCAGAAACGAAGACGUAGAGGAUUACGACGAAGACGUCGAAGACGAAGACGGGGUUGUGUGAUGCGUAUUCGAUACGGGCGUCGCUGGAGGCCAGUGUAUCGAAAACGUGGUCGCCUAGUAGUAAGAAUAGGAAACAGAGUACGAUAUGUUCGAUACGUGGGCAAAAGGUUGAUGUUUAAGCGAAAGCGGAAAUGGAAAACAGUACGAAAUGCCCAAGUCUGGUUUAGAAGAUGGCGCCGCGUACGUUUCUUUAAAAAACGCCCAUACCUGCGCUACAAGCGUAAGUACCGUAAGUUGCUUAUCCGUGGAGGAAGGAUCAGGUGGCGAUCCAUAAAGGGAUGGAAAACAAUCAGACCCAGAUUGAGAGGCCGACGAGGAAAGUUUAAUAGGCGAAGAACAAGACGCAUGAUUAGAAGGCGCAGGCGUAGACGCAGACGGCUUAUCCGGCGCAGAAGACGAAGAAUACGGCGACGACGAAGACGGCGUCUCAGAUGUGUCAUUCGAAUUAAAUGGCGACGAAGAUGGAGACCAGUGUAUCGGCGAGGAAAAUUAUUGAGUUUUGUCUAUAAACGACGACCAGUAAUAGUCAGAUUUUACAGGAGACAGUUCCAAUAUAAAUUUGGACGGCGAUGGCGUACUUUUAGAAACCCGGUGAGAAUUGUUCGAGUUUUUUACAAAACAUGGCGUAGAGUAGUAUUACGAGGAGGAAGAGUCUACCUUCGGGUGGGUCGAAGAAUGAAAAGGUUGAAACUCCGCAGAUGGGGAGUGACAAUACGGCGGUUCCGUCGAUGGGUACCCUUACAAAGAUAUAGAAGAGGAAGGAGAGCAAGGCGGAUGCGUAGGAGACGAAGAAGGAGAAGAAGAAGGAGUAGAAGACGAAGAAGAAGGAGGCGAAGACGAAGAAGGCAGAGGCGACGAAGGAGACAAAGGAAACGACAACGCCGAAGGAGACGAGUCAGGAGGAAUGUUCCACAGAUCAUUGUCCGUUACCGCGGUAAAUCCAUGGUUGUAUACCGAAGACGAAACAGAUUUGUAUUACGAUACAAGCGAAGAAUAAGAUCAGUUAGAUUCCAUCCUAAGGGCGUGUACUUCUAUUUUGGAAGAAAAUGGAGAAGGCUUUAUGGAAAGAUUAUGAUCAGGUUACUUGGAGGGUACAGGAAUGUACGAUUUUACAGAAAAAAAUACUGGGUUGUCAUCCACCGACGGCAGACAAGAAUAGCCUUCAGAAGUGGGAAGGUGCGUUUACGUGUCCGAAACCGCUGGAGAACAGUCGGAAGGCGUAGACGAUAUGGAAAACGACGAGGAGUAAGAAAAUGGAGAAGAAGAAGAAGAAGAUUAAUCAGGCGUCGAAAGCGAAGACGAAGAAGGAGAGCACGAAGGAGGCGUAGAAGACGACGACGAUACCGUCAGAAGUUGAAAAAGCUACGACGAAAGAAACGGGGCAGCCGAUUGCGCUUCUUUUGGCGGCGUAGGUGGCGUACAGUAAUCCGAUCUCGCGGAAAGUAUACGUUCACGUACGGUGGAAGGCAAAGACCAUUAAGAUUCCGUCGAGGUUUUAUUUACUUGAGAGGGAAACGGAAGACUUGGCAUAAGGUACUGAGAACCUCCAAACGCCUAAAAGUUCUGGUAAGACGAUGGCGCUAUGUGCGAAGAUACCGAAGACGCUGGAGUAUUACUUACCGAAAGAGGAAAGUAAGAAUUCGACUCCGACGUGGAAGAGUUUGCCUAAGGUUGGGAAGAAGGUGGCGUAAACUUAGAAAACGUCGAGUCCGUAGAAGAAGCCGGGGCAGGCGAGGUAGACGACGCAGAGGAAAAUGGAGGAAGAAAAAGUUGAGGAGAAGGAGGAGAUACAGACGCAAAAGGCGACGACAACGGCGGCGAAGACGAAGAAGGAGAAGAAGACGAAGGAGAAGGAAAGUACGGCGUAGACGAAGACGAAGAAGACAAAUGCGUCGCAGUAGGAUACGAGUUUAUUUCAACGGAAGAUGGAAUUAUGUAAUCAGAAGAAGAAGAGGAUAUAUCGUCAGAUAUAAAAGAACAAUAUACCGAGCCAGGUUCCACCGCCACUCAAUUAGACUUAGCCGCAGAGGGAAGAGAUCAAUUAAUUUGCCGCGCACGCGCAUUCAAGUCAAGAUAAGGUACUGGCGAAAACUCCUUCCGAGGUUCAAGAUUCUUUACAAGAGGAAAACCCGACAUCUCAGAUUCUACAAAAAUGGAUUAAGGAUAGGGCGGCGAUGGUUUUCUUAUCGACGUCCUCGAUUGACUAGGCGAAGAUCAAGGCGUCGACGUGUCAAAAGGAGAAGGCGAAGAAGGUUUAGGAGGCAGAAACGUAGGAGAAGACUCAGAAGAAGACGAAGGAGGAGAAGAAGGCGGAGAAGACGAAGACGACGAAUGAGGAGAAGGCGGAAGCAGAGACGAUAUGGAACCAGAAGACGGGGUCGACGCCUUAGACGAAGACGUGGUUGUGUACUGAAGAUAAGAUUGUACAGAAGAUGGAGAAAGGUGUACCAACGUAAUGGACGCCUAAUUUUCCGUUUCAUGGGGAGGAUUAAAACAAUCAGGUACUUGAGAGGUCGACUUAUCUUUAGACGGAAAAGAAGACCGACAGCACUACCCCUUAGUAGGCUUAGAGUUUAUGCGUUAGGAAGAUGGAGACGUGUGACCAAUAGAAGACGAGGAUUAGCUGUGCGCUACCAUAGAACCUACAGAAAAAUAGAUCUAACACGAACACCAGUAGCAAUCUGGAGCAAGAAUAGGCGGAUACCGCUAAGAAGAAGACCAAGGAACCGAUGGAGGGGACGCAGAGUUCGAAAGUAUCGACGUCGAAGGGGAUCACAUCGUCGACGCCUCAGGAGAAAGAGAAAAUUGAGAAGGAUCAGGAGAAGAAGGAAACGACUUCGUAGACGAAGGAGGUACCGACGAAGACGAAGGAGAAGAAGGAGGACGAGGAGAAAGAGGCGUAGACGACGAAGGCGUAGAAGACAAAAACGAAGGAGAAGACGCAGAGCUAGAAGAAGAAGACGCCGUCGACAAAGGCGACAGCGUUACAGCGUUUUAAGACUGAAAUAUUAUCGCAAGUGGAGAAGCGUUUAUCGCCGGGGAGGAAAAUUAUACUUCCAAUUCAGAGGAAAGUCAAGAAGAAUCAGAUGUGGCAGAGGCAGAAUAUUUGUACGUCGUCGUGGGAGGUGGAUAUCCACUAGGAGGCGACUCAGAAUCAAGAUAAAUCGUAAAUGGAGAAAAGUGGUAAGGUACAAUCGAGCUUUCCGUGUUCGAUAUGGAAGGCGAAGAUGCCGAGUGAAGAUCCGAAGAGGAAGGGUUAGAGUCAGAUUCCGACGAAAAUGGAGGAGAAUUAUACGGCGAAAGCGAGGAUAUAAAAGAAGGCGACGAAGAAGAGUGAGAAGAAGAGUACGAAGGCGACGCCGAAGAACUAGGAGGCGACGAAGGAGAAUUAAAAGACGAAGACGAAGACGACACAGAAGGAGGAGACAACGUAAAAGAAGGCUAAGAAGAAAAUACAGAAGAAGAAGAAUGCGAAAUAUCAGAAGACGACUACGAGGAAAAAGGCUGUGGAGAGGAAGAAGACGUAGACCGAGAUCUCGUCGCUUCAAGAUGCGAUUUUUAUAUAAACGUCGCUGGAGAGGAGCGUUCAGACGCAGAGGAUACUUGUGCGUCCGCACCAGGAGAGGAGUGAGAAAGAUAAGAUAUCGUGGCGGCCGCUGGAGGAUGUGGCGCAACAGACGAUGGUUUACUCUAUCUGGGAAAAGCCGUCUUAAAAUACGUUAUCACAGGAUGUGGAGACGGAUUGUUUACAAACGCCGCAAGCUGGUCGUGCUCGUUGGAAGAAGAUACAGAAAAGUACGGAUCCGCCGCGGACGAUUGAUCAUUAGGUCUACACGUAGAAUAACAAGGCGAAGAAAAGGAUAUACAAGGAGGGGAAAAUGGUCAAGGUUAGGCCGCAAGGGAUUCGCAAAACGCGCAAGAUCUUUGCGACGUCUGAGACGUCUUAGAAGAUUGAGGAAGAGGAGAAGGAGACGGCAAAGGCUAAGGCGAAGAGUGCGCAGACGAAAGAUCAGACGAAGAAAGAGAAGGUACAGGAGAAGGAGGAGACGAGCCAGGAGAAGAAAAAGGCGUAGAAGAAGAAGAAGGCGACGCAGACGGAGGAUCCGAAGACGAAUUAGACGCAGCGUAAUGCGAAUCUAUUACGCUAGGAGAUGGAGGAUGAUUUAUAGAAGGGGAACCAGACUGAUCUUUAGAAUCGGACGAAGACAAUGUUUCGUCAGAUAUGGAUUUAGAAAGGUGAGCAUAUUCCGCAGUGGACGAUGGAUUCGACUAAGGAGACCAAACAGACGCAUAAGAGUGUUUUACGGGAAUCGCUGGCGAACAGUAAAGAUAAAUAGACAAGGGUUACUCCUAAGAUACGGCAGAAAAGGAUAUCUCAUGCGCUUUACAAGGGGAUUAAUUUCUAUAUAUCGGCGAGGACACUGGAAGCGUAUCAGAAUCCGCCGCCGAAAGGUUUCACGGCGCAGGAGAAGGCUAAGAAGAAGGAGAAGAAGACGACGACGAGUGAGAAGAAGACGAAGGCGAAUCCGACGAACCCGGCGACGAAAGAGGCGACAACGUCGAAGGCGAAGAGUGCGAAGAAGACGAACUAGAAGACGAAGACGAUUGAGAAGGAUUACUAAACGACUAAGGAGGGGUAAGACGAGACGUCGAAAAACUCGUAGAAGCCGAAAACUGUACAGUGUCCUUCGGAUCUAUAUCAAGGGAUGGAGAAAAGCAUAUCGAAUUGGAGGUCGCCUGAGAGUCCGAUACCAUAGAAGAACAAAAUUAAUAAGAUGUAUUCAUGGUUAUCUUUACAUGCGCUCUGGAAGACGAUGGCGUAGAGUUAGAGUACGAGGUAAAGUACAGGUACUUUAUAACAGACGUUGGAGGUACGUGACCACAAUGAGGAGAAGGGGAAGGAGAAUGCUAGCUAUUAAGUACGGUCGUAAAGUAAUGAAGAUCUCUAUCCAUCAUGGUCGAGUAAAGAUGUUCAUUCCAGCACACUUCGAAACGGUUAAACCGAAGCCAAAGCCAAAACCGCGACCAAUACGACGAAAGCGACCACGUUCACGUGGAAAAGGACGUUAUGGGCGUCUAAGAGGGCGCCGAAGACGGCGACGUUGGCGAAAACGACUUCAACGACGACGGCGAAGGCGUAGACGGCGUUACAUACGACGCCGGCGAAAACCUUUGUUCCUUUUCUAUUAUAAAAGACGCUGGCGGUCGAUUAUCAGAUGGCGUGGUCAAUAUAGAUUGCGUUACGGUAAAAGAUGGAUAACCUUCUAUUAUCGAACAGGGCGAUACGUUAGAGUUACCUACAAAGGGAGGAGCCGCAUAAUACGUCGCGUCAGUAGGCGUUUCAAGGUGCGACUGGGUAAGCGAUGGAGAUAUCUUAAAGUACGUGGUGGAAGGCUUGUGGUUCGUCGGUUCGGAAGUUACAGGCCAUUCAGGUUAACAGGCGGCCGGAUCCGGCUACGAUACCGCAGAAGAUGGAAAACAGUUAAGAGACAACCGCGAAGCCCGAGGAGACGAAGACGAUGGAGACGUCGACAUCGACGACGACAAAGGCGACGCGUGAGACGGCAACGUCGUAGAUACCGACGACGUAUGCGACGAAUAAGACAGCGCAACAUUUUACGUUUCUAUUAUGGUCGAAAAUGGAUAAGCGUAUUCCGUAGAGGUAGUUCAUUGAGAUGUCGUUUUGGUGGCAGAUGGAAACUUGUACGAUACCGUAAAGGAAGGAUCGGAAUCCGAUAUGGAAGGAGAUGGAGGUGGUUGAGUAGAAGACCACUUAAAUUCCGCUUUGGCCGACGAUGGCGAUCACUGCGAUUUUACCGUGGAAAACCUCGCAUAAGAUUUAGAGGAAAACUGACAAAACUGCGUAUAGCUUACGGUAAAUUGCGCUUACUAAACAAAAGAAGAUGGACGAGACCAAGGACACGUAGAAUGAUACGAAGAAGACGACGAAGACGACGAAGAAGAAGGUUAAGGAGGCGAAAAAGACGAGCGAGACGUCGACGCCGACGAAGGGGACGGGGAAGGCGCCGUAUAAGUCGAUGUGUGAUGCGUGUAGGAUUCAGAGGACGAUUCAGGAAGAUUUACAGGCGAAGAGGACGAUUGAUAAUGCGCUGGGGAAGAAGAUUCAAGAGAGUAAGGUACAAGUCUCGGAAAGGAAAGAUCUCAUUCACGUUCAAAGGAAGACGACGCUAUAUCAAACCUUACAUCCGCAUCAGAAAGCGAUGGUGUCGUAUAAGACGACGCAGAGGCAAGAUCACUGUUCGUGUACGUGGAAGAUACCGUCGAUUCAAGCUAUUACGCGGAACACCUGCAUUUAGGAAAGGUAGGAAAUGGCGAAGAAUCCGUUACAGAGGUAGGAUAUCACGAAGACGCCGUCACCAGAGGAGACGUAAAUAUCUACGCAAAUUACGACAAUUACGUCGCUUUAGGCGUUACCGUCGACGAAUGAGGCGAAAAAGGAGACGGAUACGACGAUCCAAGAGACUUAGCAGCUCCUUCAUGAUCUACUAUCGCGGAAAGAGGAGAGUUGUUUUCAGGUGGAAAGGAAGAUUGACGUUCCGCCUUGGAGGAAAGCGAAGAAGAAUCAGGCUCUCUCGUGGCAAGCUAUAUUACUAUUUCCAACGAGCUUGGAGACAUGUUCCGAUGAAGAGGUAUCGACUCUACGUAUUCAGGAGAAGGAUGUGGCGACGAAUUGUUAUCCAGCGAGGAAAACUUAAGGCUCGCUUUGGUAAACGGUACAGACCAAUCUUAGUCAACAAUAAGGGUACCUAUAUGUAUCUAAGGAGACGCUGGUUACCUCUAAAACGGCGAAGACGUGUGAAGCCCAGAAGAAGGCCUUGGAGACGCUACAGAAGAAGAAGACGCUACAUUGUGAUGCGUGUAAAUGUUGGAGGACGUUGGAGAUCAGUUUACCAAAGAAGAGGAAAGUUCUUCUUCCGUUAUCGACGCAAGAAUUGUAGCCUAAGAUUUGUGCGUGGUUCAGUCUCAUACUACUUUGGUCGAAGAUGGUAUCGAAUCAGUUCUACCGCAAGGAUAAGAAUCCGUGUUAAAGGACGGUUCAGAAGAGUAAAGAGAGUGAGAAGAAAUAUCAGUGUCCUUUACCGAGGCAAAACCUCGCCAAUUCGUUUCAUAUACGGCAAAAUACAAUUUUACUACAAGAGGAUGUGGCGGCGUAUUUCCACUAUCCGUGGCAGGCGAGCAAGGAGACGUCAACGGCAAAGAAAUGUCAGACGGUAUUGGAGACGAUUUAGGCGUAGAAGACGAAGGCGUCGACGUCGAUACGGAAAGCGCAAUGGCAGAAUCUUUUUCAGAUGGGGUAGAAAAUUCUACCUCGUUCGAAGUAAGAAAGGACGGCUCAGCUUCCGUGUCGGCACAAAGUACUAUUUCCUGAGAAUCCGAAACAAAAGAGGUAUCUGGUUACGCUCCGGCAGAAAAGCUUGGAGGCUGGUUAGACGACCUCUUAGACGCUUAAAGAUGUAUAUCCGUGGCAAAUUACGCUGGAUUUAUCCACGCAAAGGACGUUUGAUGGUCUACUAUAGGCGAAGAGGACGACUAGUGCGAUUCCGAAGCGGACGGCCAUUUGUCUGGUUCCAUCGCAGAUGGAGAGGCCUUAGAUUAAGAUCCAACUACGCGAAAAUGAGACUCAAGAUUGGAGGCGUUUCAAGGAUCAUCCACAGAACAAAAGGCCGGUGGACUGUACGUUACAAAGGCAAACUCAGAAGGAUCUUACUGCGAGGACGACGAUUUGGAAUCUUUAUCGGAGGAAGAUGGAAAUAUGUGCCUGCAAGGGGAGGAGCCUUGCAGAUACGUUAUGGGGGAAUGUGGCGACGAGUGAGGAACUGCUGCAACAAACUGAAAGCUGUGUUACGUGGCCGUCUUCGACGAAUCCGACUUCGGUAUGGAAAAGCCAAAAUGCGAGGGAAGAAAGGCUGGAGUAGGUUAUUGCGCCAAGGGUUUCGCAAAUUUCGCCUCAAACGACUGAGAGACCAACCUGUUGCACAGACUACCAUAAAAGAAAGCGACGAACCACAAGAAUCUAACACCAUCGACCCCAGCCCAACCACAAAUAAGACUCCAGGAUCGCAAGUUUACGACUCGCCACCCACAGCCGCUGACCAAGAAGUACCACCUCAAUCAAUUACCGAUGAGAUCAGCCGGGAGACAGGGUCGACUAUGAACGUGAAUGACUACCUGUGAGAAGACCAAACGGAACACAGGAAACGGAACCGGACAUCGAAAAGGGACAGCUUUAACAUCUAUUUAACCAACUAACAUUCUUUUAUUUUUUUUUCUUUACUUAUGGCAGUUAGCAAGAUUAACCAAAGACAUGUAUUUUAAAAUUCAUGGUCGAACAUUAUCACACCUUGUUUGACGUACUUUCAAAGCACGUGUUGCACUGCCGAUAUACUUAUAACCUACUUAUCCUACUAACAAGUUUCGUUGUUUUCAAAGUUGUUCCUUUGUAUAACCAAUAAAGGCAUUAAAAAUUCA